AUGAAAUUUCGCCAAAAUCUUAAAAACAUUCUUAUCAUUAACUUAUAUUUUCUGGGAAUGGACAAAUCGUCAAAAUAUUUUACCCCCAAUAGAGUAAAGAAGAUACAAAUAAAAUAUGAAGAGCCAUCAAAUAACCAACAUAACAAUAUAAAAAAAAACAUUGUAAAAAAUGACAAUGAUAUAUUAAAUAAUCAAUAUAAAACUUAUUUUACGAACAAUGCAAUUAAAAAAGAGAAAUGUGACAAUAUAGAAGAACUAGCAGAUAAAAUAAAUCAACCAAAUGAACCGAAUGAACCGAAUGAACCGAAUGAACCGAAUGAACCGAAUGAACCGAAUGAACCGAAUGAACCGAAUGAACCGAAUGAACCGAAUGAAUUGAAGCCAAUUGAUAAAAACAACCAAAAUGACGCACCAAAAUAUGGUAGAACAAAAAGGAAAACAAUAAAAAGUGAAAAAAAUGAUGAAAUAAUUAAAAACUUAAAAAAUGAAAAUGAUAUAGAAACGAAAAAAAAAAUAUUCAUUUUAACAUAUAAUAAAAUAAAAGAAAUGAGAAAAAAUAUAAAUGCUCCAGUAGAUAAAUAUGGGUGUCAUAUGUUAAGCGAACAAACUGAUGAUUUAAAAAAUUUUAGAUUUCAAACUUUAAUUUCAUGUUUAUUGUCAUCUCGAACAAAAGAUGAGGUAACAGCUAUGGUAAUGGGUAGACUAAAAAAACAUGGAUUAAAUGUUGAAAACAUAUUAAAGACCUCUGAAGAAGAAUUAAAAAAAUUAAUAUAUGGAAUAGGAUUUUAUAAUGUUAAAUCAAAACAAAUUAUUAAAAUUUGUCAAAUUUUAAAAGAAAAAUAUAAUUCGGAUAUACCACAUAAUUAUGAAGAAUUAAUAAAAUUACCAGGUAUUGGGGAAAAAGUUUCACAACUUAUUUUACAAACAGCUUUAAAUAAACAUGAAGGAAUAGCUGUUGAUAUACAUGUACAUAGAAUAUCUAAUCGUUUAAACUGGGUUUAUACGAAAAAUGAAGCGGAUACACAAAUAAAAUUAAAAAGUUUUGUGGAUAAAGAAUUAUGGUCAGAACUAAAUCAUUUAUUAGUUGGAUUUGGACAAGUAAUUUGUAAAGGAAAAAAACCAUUGUGUGAAAAAUGCACACUUACAGAUUAUUGCCAAUAUUAUAAUGAUAACUUUGUCAAAAAAAAAAAAAAAAAAAAAGAAGAUCACAGUGAAUAA
This is a messenger RNA of Plasmodium yoelii, 1218 nucleotides long. RefSeq lists its product as uncharacterized. Gene Ontology annotation, cellular component: nucleus. The record is from RefSeq and is a predicted model, not a curated record. NCBI's taxonomy places the organism in Eukaryota, Apicomplexa, Aconoidasida, Haemosporida, Plasmodiidae. The coding region runs from base 1 to 1218 and encodes 405 amino acids. Gene Ontology annotation, biological process: nucleotide-excision repair; base-excision repair, AP site formation; base-excision repair. The transcript has a single exon. Gene Ontology annotation, molecular function: 4 iron, 4 sulfur cluster binding; oxidized pyrimidine nucleobase lesion DNA N-glycosylase activity; DNA binding.